AUGAUGAGUGCAGCACCUCCUCCUCCCCCGAAACCACAAAGAAUAGCAAGGUGGUACUUCGGCGGCCUCUCAGCAGCUGGAGCAGCAUGUUUCACUCAUCCAUUGGAUUUGUUGAAAGUCCAGAUGCAGACUCAAAAAGGGAAGAAUGUGUCAAUAGUUUAUGUUAUCAGAAGAGUGCUCAGAAAUCGAGGCAUUAUGGGACUCUACAAUGGAAUAUCAGCUUCCCUGUUAAGACAGUUAACUUAUUCCACAUGUAGGUUUGCAAUAUACGAAGGUGCCAAAGAACGACUAACACCAAAAGAUGGCAGUCAAAUACCAUUUUACAUGUCAACAAUCAUAGCAGGAAUCGGUGGAUUUGCAGGAGGAUUUGUCGGCAACCCUGGUGAUUUAGUGAAUGUGAGGAUGCAGAAUGAUGUUAAACUUCCCCCGGAACAAAGAAGAAACUACAAACAUGCGCUCCACGGAGUGUACAAGGUAGCGACAACUGAAGGCAUCACAAAGCUUUGGGCAGGAGCCUCCAUGAACUGCAGUCGUUCUGCUCUCAUGACUAUAGGACAAAUCGCCUUCUAUUAUAAGUUUAAAUUAUUACUUCUCUCGACUCCAUACUUCAAAGACAAUGUUGGGACGCACGUCUGGGCUAGUAUAUUAGCGGGUGGAGUCGCAACAACUCUGACUCAACCGGUAGAUGUUCUCAAAACCCGAGUGAUGAACGCGAAGCCCGGUGAAAUAAAGUCCCUUCCGAGUCUCAUACUCAACACAGCUAGGGAAGGCCCUCUGGCAUUCUUCAAAGGAUAUUUCCCAGCAUUUGUUAGGCUGGCUCCUCACACAAUCCUGACGUUUGUAUUCUACGAACAACUCCGAAUGCGUUUCGGACUAAUCAAGUUGACAAAGGAGGUCGAAUAUAUAAGACAUUAGCCUCGUUCAUGGAAGUUGGCUAUUGAAAUGAUUUGAACCUGGUUAUUGGAACCGAUGGUUUACAAUAACGGUUUGGUAGUACCUGGCUUACUAUGCAUAAGUCAGGGUAGGCUUAACAUUUAUUCAUAAUUUUAUCAAACGACCUAUGAAUUGUUUAUAUAUUUUUUGAUAGAUAAGAAUAUUUGUCUAUUUCCAUAAACGGUGUGCAGAAGCAUAACUUCGUGGUACCGGUAAAGGUGCCAUUUACCGGUCAGGCAAAAAACUUUUGUUUUCGCGAAUUAGUAAAACGGUUUUAACCAAGGAGAAGAACCAAGAGAGUAUUAAUGUGAUUCAAUUAUUGUAUAAAAUUAUCUUUUGCAUAGCCAGUCUCACCGUUAUAUACCCACCAAUAGGACCUGAGUUCUAAUAAGUAGAGAACUGUUUAGGACCUCUUAUGCGUAGUGCAAGAUAAUUAUGCAAGUGACGUAUAAUUAGGCUUAAUAGCUUUGAUACCAUUGUAAUUAAAGGUGUAUGGGGAGAAAAGUUUGAGUUAGAACCGACUUAAUGGUUCGCGAUAUAUUAAUUCGAAGGACAUCGUUGGUACACAUUUCUAAUUUUUGUGACGAUUCUGCAAUUCUGGAAUUGCAAUGGAUUUGCCGAAAGGAUAUUAAGACCAGUGUCACUUGUCAAAGUGCCUAGAAAUAAUGUUUAAGUUUGUAUCAUAAUAUAUGUAUAUGAAAUAGCAGGUAUUUCUAGAAAAUACAUAAGUAUGUUAUAUUGUUGUUACUAUGGCUCAAAAAAAAUACUAAGUGGUACAAAAAAUAUAGUCACUGGUACAAACGGUAAAAAGCAUUUGCCUUGUAGACGUUUUUGAAAACGUGAAAAUAGCAAGUGAUAUACAUGUUCUAUUGUUUGUAUCCGAUUGUACCGAGGUAAAAAUGAAGAGCUCCGAGUGACAAGUGACUUGCCUAGUCUCUAAAUCGUUCAAAGAUAUAUGUUGUACAUAGACAAUUAGUACAAGCAUUGAUAAAACUAACCAUAAAAGCCAGUAAAACCGUUCUACCGAAUUACAAAAAGGGUCUGCAACGGUAAAAACGUAUGGUAAAUGAUCGCUGCACAGGUGCAAAUAUGUACAACCAAACAACAACCGAACAUGCCUAUUCGAAACCGUUUUUCUAUGUAAAAUAGCGCGUAAUACCGAGCAAUACAUGUCUUAUCGUUUGCUAACUUACAAAGUAUGCGGUACAAACAAUAUACUCAAUACGAGUACAAUUUAUACAAAACCGCAUCUAAAUCAUGUUCGUUAUUUUUACGCUAAAAUAUCAAGAGGCUGUUAAUUCAAUGUUCUAUCGUUGGUUAGACGCCAGGAAACAAGACAACAAGUGAUCAAAAAAGUUUUAUCGUUACAAAAGAUGUCCUUCGAUUUUAAAUCCGUGUUAUUUUUAUACCUUUAAAUGGGUUUGUUUUUUUCCCACAUUAAAGUAGACAUGCUCCUAUUACAAUCGAAUAAACGCUAUCAAGUUCAAUUAUCGCGCAUUUGGUUGCUAGCUUCUCAGAGGCGUCAAGCAGUUCACAACAGGCGAUGUAGAAGGUUUUUUUCAAUGAGCAUCAUGACUUAAACCCACUGAAAGUUCUAUUUGUCUCAUACUAAAAGUUCCUUUGUUUGUAACGGACUGCAAGUCAACAUGGGUCACAUUAAUGGUGGAUAUUUAGAUCAAAUUUCACACAUUUUUAUUCAUUCUCCUUUGUUACUUGAUAAUGAAAAUGUAUUGUUUAAUUUGAUAAAUGUUUAACAUGGAAUACUAAGUCUGGGAAGUCUUUAAAUAAUACAAAAUACACCAUAAUAUUCCUUGCUAUGUAUAAUGUUGAUGUGCCGAAAUAUUUUGAAAUAAUUAAACCUUUGCAAACUGCGUAAUCCUAUAGAUUAAAUUCCAUAAUAAAUAUCUCUUUACAAAUUAUUUUUGAAAGUUUUUUUUGGGAUGCAUGUAUUUUUGUAUGAAUAUUUUCUGUAACUAAUUCUUUUAAACAGUACCAACAAUUUAUAUAAAUCUUACUGAAGUAAUGUUUACAAUGAUUUCAGUAAAAUAAAUAAAACUUGUC
Messenger RNA from Trichoplusia ni (cabbage looper), 2994 nucleotides. Its product is annotated as mitochondrial dicarboxylate carrier-like. Gene Ontology annotation, molecular function: sulfate transmembrane transporter activity; malate transmembrane transporter activity; thiosulfate transmembrane transporter activity. The record is from RefSeq and is a predicted model, not a curated record. Bases 1 to 915 code for a protein of 304 amino acids. The transcript is spliced from 6 exons. Gene Ontology annotation, cellular component: mitochondrial membrane. NCBI's taxonomy places the organism in Eukaryota, Metazoa, Arthropoda, Insecta, Lepidoptera, Noctuidae. Gene Ontology annotation, biological process: oxaloacetate transport; succinate transmembrane transport; malate transmembrane transport.